Molecule: messenger RNA, 3150 nt
Organism: Thalassophryne amazonica
Lineage: Eukaryota; Metazoa; Chordata; Actinopteri; Batrachoidiformes; Batrachoididae
Gene: tyr
Product: tyrosinase
Biological process (GO): pigmentation; melanin biosynthetic process
Molecular function (GO): tyrosinase activity
Source: RefSeq, a predicted model, not a curated record
CAGGGCAUGAUGUUGGUCAGGUGAAGCGUGUGUGUGAAUGUAGGCUUGGGUUUGGUGGCAGAAUAACAACAUCUUAACACCUGUACAUUCUACGUGAAUAGCUGCUUUUGGAAUAAUACAGGACAAGCUCUCAACUCUCCAUUUUUGAAAUGAGAAGGUUGUGUGCAUCUCUACUUCUGCUUCAGCUCCUCAGAACCUUUGUAUGUCAGUUCCCACGCCCAUGUGCAACAUCCGAGGGCCUACGGACCAAAGAGUGUUGUCCAGUGUGGGAUGGCGAUGGCUCAGCAUGCGGCGCCCUUUCAGGUCGAGGUUUCUGCGCUGAUGUGGAGGUUUCAAAUGAACCCCACGGGCCCCAGUUUCCACACAGUGGCAUCGAUGACAGGGAGCGCUGGCCUGUCGCGUUCUUUAACCGGACAUGUCUUUGUGCUGGAAACUACGGAGGUUUUAACUGUGGUGAAUGCAGAUUUGGCUACUGGGGCCCAAAUUGCGGCGAGUAUCGUGAAUCUGUGAGGCGUAACAUCCUGACCUUGUCAGUUGCUGAGCAACAGAAGUUCAUCUCCUAUCUUAACCUGGCUAAGAACACUAUUACCGUUGACUAUGUCAUUUCCACAGGAACGCGGGACAAGAUGGGUGCGAACGGUGAGAAUCCAAUGUUCUCUGAAAUCAACACCUAUGACCUGUUUGUGUGGAUGCACUACUACGUGUCCCGGGAUGCCUUUUUGGGUGGUCAGGAAUGUCUGGAGGACAUCGACUUUGCUCAUGAAUCUGCUGCUUUUUUGCCCUGGCAUCGCGUCUACCUGCUUCACUGGGAGAACGAGAUAAGGAAGCUGACAGGAGAUUUUAACUUCACAAUCCCGUAUUGGGACUGGAGGGAUGCUCAGUCCUGUGAGGUGUGCACCGAUGCACUGAUGGGUGGACGUAGUCCCCUCAAUCCCAGCUUCAUUAGUCCUGCUUCUGUCUUCUCUUCAUGGAAGGUGAUUUGCUCCCAGCCAGAGGAGUACAACAGCAGAGAAGCAUUGUGUAACACUACUGGUGAGGGUCCACUGAUCCGUAACCCUGGAAAUCAUGAUCGAAGACGCGUGUCGCAACUUCCAACAACAGCCGAUGUGGAGUUACGUUGGGCCUUCCAGAGUACGAGACGGGGACCCAUGGACCGAUUCGCCAACAUGAGCUUUAGAAAUGUCCUGGAGGGUUUUGCCAGUCCGGUGAGCGGUUUGGCUGUAACAGGCCAGAGCACCAUGCACAACGCCCUGCACGUCUUUAUGAACGGCUCCAUGUCAGCAGUGCAGGGGUCGGCCAAUGAUCCCAUUUUCCUGCUGCACCACGCCUUCGUUGACAGUAUCUUUGAGCGAUGGCUCAGAACCCAUCAGCCUUCACGAACUGUCUACCCACGUGCCAACGCUUCCAUCGGGCAUAACGACGGCUACUACAUGGUACCGUUCCUGCCUCUCUACAUAAAUGGUGACUACUUCUUGUCCAACAAGGCCCUAGGAUAUGAGUAUGCCUACCUGCUGGACCCCGGCCAGAGGUUUAUAGAGGAGAUCCUGACGCCCUACCUCCAGCAGGCCCAGCAGAUCUGGCAGUGGCUCCUGGGGGCUGCAAUCCUUGGGGCACUUGCUGCUAUAGCCUUCGCUGCACUCAUUUUUGCUGCAAGAAGGAAGUGGAAGCUUAACCGGAAACGGAAGAGAGCUUCAAGUUAUGACGAGAGGCAGCCGUUACUGCAAAGCAGCUCUGAGGAAGGGUCAACUUCUUAUCAGACAGCGCUGUAACAAUAACAGACAUAAUUUACAGCGGCGACAACUGUUCAUGCCAUCAGCUUACCUCAAAAUGGCUUUGUUCACACUGCCAGUUCAAAUCGGAUUUAUUCAUAUCUAAUUUAAAUCUGCUCUCAUUGAUUGACUGUUCACAUUACAGCAAGUGACCAGAUUCGAUCUGUGCGUCCAUGUGGCAAUCCUUAUUUUCUGUCUUUACCUGCAUCAGUUGCUGUUGAGUACUGUCGUCUCGUUUGGCGCUAAAGGGUUAAAAUAUGACACAUAUGACACAAUAAUCCUACAUCCAGGGACAGCCCUUGCAUGUCCCCAUCAGAAACAUGGCACUUUCUCUGACUUUUUUGGCAAAUUAUACGGCAAACAAAGUGAAAAUGCAAAGAAUAAGUGACGAUGCCGUGGAAAGUGGACACGUGUUGGUGGUUUGUUUAUGACCCGGAGCUCAAACAUGUUGAGGGGAGGCGGUUGUGCAGCCCAGAGAACGUAGCUACUGUGGCUAGCUGUGUAGGCUACCACUUACCAACACGACCUCUCCCAUUUGUCUCGUCUUCCCUUCUCCACUGGAAAAUGAAAAAAAUUCACUUCGGUGAUUGCAGCCAAAAACAAAACAGUACCCCAUUUUUCCAUGUGAAGUGAUGCUGUGUAUAUGUUGCCCAACAGCAAGCAGGGUGUCCCUGGAAGUGGUCAAAUCCCGCAAUAUCAUGCAGGGGUUCAAACGAGACUGCGCUGCCCUAUAGUAAUGCCACAUAGCAUGAAGCAGCAUAUUUUUAAAAAAAUCUGGAGCGUCACCUUAAUCUCUCUCCGACUUACUUCACUUUCACGUGGCGGAGCACCAAAGUCACUCACACUCGCACCAUGUCUGCAGACUGACUGACCCACACUGCAUCUGUGUAUUAUUAAGCCUGAAGUGUCAUGUCAGACACGCGUCUCACACACACACACUCACGCAACAGCUGAAGGCAGCUGAUUCAUCUUUCUACAUCAUGCAUUUGAUAAUGGCUUUUAUUCCACACUCUGUGUCUUGUGACUGCUUUUUAACAAAUUACCUUGGGCUUGUUUGUUUGUGUGUAUAUGCGCACACUUUUUUUCUGCUGGCUCAUUUAGCUGAAAAAUCGCUGUCACCCAACAGCUCUUCACUGAGACCCCAUGUUGAAAGUUUUUUCUUUUGGGGCGAGAACAGUGACCAGUUUUAUUGGACUGAGGUGAAAAUGAGAGGUGUGGGGACAGUACAGCUUUCACCACAGCUUUCACCACAGAUAAAGACAAAGACGUAACAAAACGUUCAGACCAAAAUGGACUUGGGAAUGGAAUCACAUUACGAACCACCUCCGAAUGACACUUGAAACAGAUUUGUAAAGAUGGAUUUCAUUUGACUUCGACUGUU